GGUGGCGGGAGGCUGGCUGGGGGUGCAGGGGUGUGGAGGGAACCCAGGGUGUGUUGGGGGGUGCUGGGUGGGAAACAUCAGAGGAUGGAUUCUGGAUGUCAGGCCUCGGAGGGGAUGGAGGAAAGAAGAAAGGUCUCGGCCGGGCAUGGUGGCCCACGCCUGUAAUUUCAGCACGUUGGGAGGCUGGGGUGGGUGGAUUGCCUGAGCUCAGGAGUUUGAGAGAAGCCUGGGCAACACGGUGAAACCCCGUUUCUGCUAAAAUACAAAAAAUUAGCCGGGUGUGGUGGCGUGCACCUGUCGUCCCAGCUACUCGAGAGGCUGAGGCAGGAGAACCGCUUGAACCCGGGAGGCAGAGGUUGCAGUAAGCUGAGAUCACGCCACUGCAGUCCCGCCUGGGGACACAGCGAGACUCCGUCUCAAAAAAAAAAAAAAAAAAAAGAAAAGAAAGAAAAGAAAAGAAAGAAAGAAGAAGGGUCUCCAUGAUGGAGCUGUCAGUCAGAUAGGAGUAAAGAGAUGGACCCCUCAUUCCUGCUCUAGUCCUGGUGAGCUCCCACCUCAGCCCCAGCCUCAGGCUUGACUCAGUCCCAGGUCCAGCGCCAGCCCUAUCAUGACCAAGGAGUAUCAAGACCUUCAGCAUCUGGACAAUGAGGAGAGUGACCACCAUCAGCUCAGAAAAGGGCCACCUCCUUCUCAGCCCCUCCUGCAGCGUCUCUGCUCCGGACCUCGCCUCCUCCUGCUCUCCCUGGGCCUCAGCCUCCUGCUGCUGGUGGUUGUCUGUGUGAUCGGAUCCCAAAACUCCCAGCUGCAGAAGGAGCUGCGGGGCCUGAGAGAGACGUUCAGCAACUUCACAGCGAGCACCGAGGCCCAGGUCAAGGGCUUGAGCACCCAGGGAGGCAAUGUGGGAAGAAAGAUGAAGUCUCUGGAGUCCCAGCUGGAGAAACAGCAGAAGGACCUGAGUGAAGAUCACUCCAGCCUGCUGCUCCACGUGAAGCAGUUCGUGUCUGACCUGCGGAGCCUGAGGUGUCAGAUGGCGGCGCUCCAGGGCAAUGGCUCAGAAAGGGCCUGCUGCCCGGUCAACUGGGUGGAGCACGAGCGCAGCUGCUACUGGUUCUCUCGCUCCGGGAAGGCCUGGGCCGACGCCGACAACUACUGCCGGCUGGAGGACGCGCACCUGGUGGUGGUCACGUCCUGGGAGGAGCAGAAAUUUGUCCAGCACCACACAGGCCCUGUGAACACCUGGAUGGGCCUCCACGACCAAAACGGGCCCUGGAAGUGGGUGGAUGGGACGGACUACGAGACGGGCUUCAAGAACUGGAGGCCGGAGCAGCCGGACGACUGGUACGGCCACGGUCUCGGAGGAGGCGAGGACUGUGCCCACUUCACGGACGACGGCCGCUGGAACGACGACGUCUGCCAGAGGCCCUACCGCUGGGUCUGCGAGACAGAGCUGGACAAGGCCAGCCAGGAGCCACCUCUCCUUUAAUUUAUUUCUUCAAUGCCUCGACCUGCCGCAGGGGUCCCGGUUUGGGAAUCCACCCAUCUGGGGGCCUCUUCUGCUUUCUCGGGGAUUUUCAUCUAGGAUUUUAAGGGAAGGGGAAGGAUAGGGUGAUGUUUGGAAGGUGAGGAGCUUGAAACCUGUGGCGCUUUCUGCAGUUUGCAGGUUAUCAUUGUCAACUUUUUUUUUUUUUUUUUAAGAGUAAAAAGAAAU
Messenger RNA from Pongo pygmaeus (Bornean orangutan), 1708 nucleotides. RefSeq names its product asialoglycoprotein receptor 1 (gene ASGR1). The coding region runs from base 608 to 1483 and encodes 291 amino acids. The record is from RefSeq and is a predicted model, not a curated record. Lineage: Eukaryota; Metazoa; Chordata; Mammalia; Primates; Hominidae. The transcript is spliced from 8 exons.